Messenger RNA from Paramisgurnus dabryanus, 8750 nucleotides. RefSeq lists its product as uncharacterized. The record is from RefSeq and is a predicted model, not a curated record. Gene Ontology annotation, cellular component: nucleoplasm. NCBI's taxonomy places the organism in Eukaryota, Metazoa, Chordata, Actinopteri, Cypriniformes, Cobitidae.
CAGAACAAAUACAUUUAUACAGUUUUGUAACAGCAUGAUGACAGAAUUUUUAUUUUUGGCUGAACUAUCCCUUUAACCACGGUCUUAAGAAAACUGUCCAGCUCAUCAAAGACCUAUUCUUGGAAGUAUUGUCUACUACACUAGCGGCUGUGUGUUUGGAUUUUUGUCAGUAGUCUUGUGUGAGCUCUGUGGAUCCCAGCAUUGCAGAGCUGCUCCGCAUUUUUUCCCUAUAAGAUGAUAGACUAAAUUAUAACCACAUGAGAUGAAUCUGAUGCUGUGAACCAAAGGACAGACAUGGGAAGGUAAAAGAUCAAUCAAGUAUUUAUUGCAUGCGUUUAGUGCAUAUUUCUCUUGUUAUGCAUUACUUUGGAUAGUUAUUACUAAAUUUCGCUGUGGUCUUAAAUAUUCUGAUAAUAUGGAGACAUUCAUGUUGUUAUAUGCUUUGUACAGUUGCCAUUUAGUAGUCUUUGCGUCUCCAAGCAUCCUCUCAAAGCAAAGUUUCCCCUGAUAGCAAAGGUCUAAAUUUAGUCAAGCUAUGACUGUGUUGGCCUAAAGUGUCAGAUUCCAUCCACAGCGUCCAUCUCUGCUACUCCAGCACCUGCUGCUAGCUGUAAUACCGUAUUAAGCUUGGCAGAAUCAUGCACCUAUGCCUAACUGUGAUCAAAAGGCUUCAGGACAGGUUCAUUAAAUCUUUUUUUUGUGCAUGAUUCUGGUUCUCUUUAAAAAGUAAUAUAAGCCGGUGUCUGAAAAAGGCUCUGUGCGAAUGGCACACAACUAUUUUUUUUCUUUUUUGCUUUGCUGAGGGACUGGAUCUAUCUGUGCACUCAGUUUGGCACCUGGACGCCCCUGUUGGAGCCUCAUUCACUGGUACUAUCUCUUGUAAAUGUCCUCCGGAGGGGCUGGUCUCCUAUUCCAUUCAAACUGACCAUACAGAAAACAGCUUAAAAGGUCUGAAAACGUUCACUGAACAGCUUAAAAGUCGUAACCAAAUGCCUGUGGCAUCUGAAGAGGAAAAAUGGACCGCUGGGUUCUAGAGGGAGACAGCUACUCAUUUUUCCGCAGCGCACCACGAGCAUUUAACUUGCAAAAUCGUGACGUGCCAAAUCGCGUGGAGAUCUUUGACAUCACUGCAGUUCCCAGCCAUCGUAAUGCCAUAUCUGAAACAACCUGCCUUUGUGACAUUUUCGGAGAUGAUUGUGAAUCUCCAUCGCUUUCCAGUAGUCCGCCCUCUGCCACAUGUCUUAAAAGGGAAGUAGAUCAGCCUUUUCCAGUGGAUGAUGCCAAUGAUUCUUCAGGAUCAUAUCACACUGCCAGUGGAUCUGACUCGGGGGACAAUACUGAAGUCACUUACACUACACCUUCUCCAAAAAAUAUAAAGGAUUUUUCCACAUGUGAAACCAGGGAAUCAAGUUCAUCGCCAAUUGAAUCAAGUUCAAUUCAAGUCUCUAAAAAUGGACUUUACCCUUUUCACUGCACACCGCCUGCACACCAUGUAAAUAGUGAUGAGCUUUCACAUGAAGAUAACUGGGAAGAACCACAAGUGUCAGCGAAUGAAACAGAAAGGAUGAUUGUAUCUGAACCACAGGAGUUUCAUUUGACACCAGAUGCGAGUUUGAUUACUUUAGCAAAGGAGCCUUUGGAGGAAAGUAAACCUGCCUUUCAUGAGCAAGGAGAAAUGAUUACAGCCCCCCAACAUACAAGCACACUUUCAGAUGAUGUUGUUUCUUUUGAGAAAACAGAAUGUAUAAACUCAUCACUUACUGAUCAUUGUUCACAACAGGAAGACUUGCUCUUGACGAAACAAAUGGUUAAUAGUGGAUCUCCAUCAGAACUUAAAAUGUCCACCUCACCUGCAAACGAAGAUAUUAAUUGUAUACCUGUACCCAGUUUAACACACGAGCUCAAGGUAACAUCUUCCUCCUCCCCUGUAAGGAGUGAAAUAUGCUCCACACCUGUUUCUUUGGGUAAAUCUUCACCUGUUUUGUCGAAUUUGUGUUCAACACACUUGGAGAGCACGUCAAGUUUUCCUGACAUGAAAGACACGUGUGGCACACCUGUUUGUACACAUCCUUCCAGUAUUGAUAUGGAAUUCGAUGUGUCUACCACUGAAUCAAAAGAGCUGGUGUAUUCUGCAGAUGCCAGAGAAAGACCAGCAUCAGCUGAGAUCAAUGACAUCUGCUCCUCUCCUGAUGUCCUAGCACCUGUUCACACACCUGAACCUAUAGUCACUCACUCACCUGUGGAUUACACCACCAGCCCAUCACCUACAAGUGACAGAAUUAUUUAUUCAACUGAACCUGAAGCCUCACCAUCUCCAGGGACUGGUCACAGUGAAAUUGGCUCCAUGUCUGAUCACUCAGCAACGACUCACUCACCAGAACCAGUAAUGAUUCACUCACCUCAGAGUUAUUUAAGCAACUCAUCUCCGUUAAAUGAGAGGGAGAUGUACUCAACUGAACCUGAAGACGUACCAUCCUCCCCUGUCAUCACUGGCAUUGGUAACAGUGACAUUUGCUCAAUGUCUGAUCACUCAGCAACGACUCACUCACCAGAACCAGAAGCGAUUCACUCACCUCAGAGUUAUUUGAGCAACUCCUCUCCAUUAAAUGAGAGAGAUGUGUAUUCAACUGAACCUGAAGACUUGACAUUCUCCCCUGGCAUUGGUAACAGUGAUAUUUGCUCCUCUCCUGACCACUCCGUUCCUGCUCACUCACCAGAACCAGUAAUAAUUCACUCACCUAUGGAUUAUACCAUGAGCCCAUCACCUACAAAUGAGAAAAAUGUCUAUUCAGUGGAUAGGGAUGAGCUUUCACCUUCCCCUGCUCUCUCAAGAACUGACUACAGAGUGACACCAACAUACAGUAUAGAUUCUGCACCUGAGUUAAGAAGCAUUACCUCUACUCCAAACAGUAGACAAAACUACCUUACACCAGAUCCCACUUCACCAGCCCCUUCACUUGAGCUGAGGUCAGUCACACGCUCACCUGAAAUAAAGACAAUAUCUCAUAGUGUUCUGCCACAAGAUACCUGCCCUGGUAUUGAAGGGGUAGCAAACAGUGUUGUUUCACUGACUGAAGCUGACUGUGGCAACUACUCUGAAACUUCGAACUCUCUUCUUGGAGAUGAUGCCUCUUUCUUACCCACCUCAGAUAAAUUUUUGUCAACACCAAGGAGCAUAUCAAGGCCAUCAUCGCUUGGUUCAAACCAGAUCAGAGAUACAGCAUUAUCCUCUGAUCUCCAACCAGCCCUGGAACCUUCCAGCACUCUUGUUCAGGAAGAAAAUCAGCCCUUACCCAUAAUCUGUGAACAGAGUCCUCCUUCUCCUAGCCGAUUAGAAAGCAGACAUUUUGAUGACCUUGCUCACACAGAGAUCUUUGAACAAACCCCAUCAGUGGAUGAAUGUAGAGAUUCUGCACCGCAAGAUCUCACCCAAAUGCCGACCUCUCAAGAAUCACCAACACCAGUGGAACAAAUUAAAACAAGUCAAGAAAUUGUCAGUGACGACAGAACUGAUUUAAAUAUGGAAUCUGUGGAAAUUAAAAAAUUUAAUUUAGAGGUUUGUAAUAAUAAUGAAAGCGAAAUGUUGAAGAAUGAUACUGCAGGUAGUGACAAGACUUUUAACCAAGUGCCUGUGGCAUUAUGUGAAAGUCCAGUGGCUAUCUGUAAGGACAAUGGCAGAGAAUACGAUAGUGAGCCAUGUGUAGAGAAGGAAGAGAGUGAAAAGAGAGAGGGAGAAGGGGUGGAGAAUAGGGGAGAGAGUAGUUACAGAGAGGAACAGGUUGACCUGUCACUCAGUGCCAGGAAUAGAAAAGGGCCUGCAGGCCACAGCCCAGCUCCCUCAAGUCGAGACCAAAAGUCUGGAAUUCCAGCUCGGUGUUAUUUUGAGUCGCACCCUACAACUCUACAGCAACAGGGUCAUCUUAGAGCACAGGUCUCACAACAAGAGAACAAGUUAGGCGCCGGGAGGGUCCAGACAUCUGUCCACGGUAAAAUAAGCAGUGUAGGCUUUGUUCCUCCAGAGUGUCUUGGUGAGGCCUCCAGCAUGGGAAGUGAGUUUGAUGAAGCAGACAAUGAGGUGAAGUGGUUUACAGAUUUUGCUUUCAAAAGCCUAUCUAGUCCUGAGGUGGAUUAUUUGGAUGUGUACAAUUCAAGCCACAGGUCAUCUACAAAUGUUUCACAUCCAUCUACAAAUGUAGACAGCCCUGGUGCUGUUGCAUGGAUGACCUACGCAGACUUACGUGGCUCAACGUUACACGAAAAUGAUGAUUUGUUACACAGUGCUUCUUUAUCAUCACGUGACGGCCUGGACACAGCUAAACGCUUUGAGAUGGGCAGUUUUGAGUGUGUGGAUGUUGCAUUAGAGACAAAGGAAGAGUCUUGUAGAAGAAAAAGGACCGUACCCAAAAGACAGAUCCAGCUGCUGAGGCGGAACACAGAUGAGUUGAAGCCCAAAACAAACCCUGAAAAUGUUUUGGAUUCACUCUCUGCACAUAAAAACUUAAAAGACACUCUUGUUCGACAACAUAGCACACCAGCCUUUGUGCAAGAGAAGAUGUCCAGGGAGGAGCCAGCUUCACCUCAGACUGACAGGAAACAAACCUUGCAGAAAUCUUUGUCUUUAGAUGAUGCUCCCCCUAAGACUCAAAUGGCCUCCUCUAUCAUCAAAAGCAUCCUGUCAAAGAAAAUGCAUGAUGCACAAAAAGAAACAUCGGGAAUUAUAAGUCCUACUGGAGAUAAGAACAGGCACCCAGAUAUCAGUCCUAGUUCUGAACAAAGUAGUAUGGAGAAGCAUAGUCUAAGCUCUAGCCAACACUCUGAACAUAUUUUUUCAUCUAAAGAUUUUGCUGGUAAAGGUGAGAGAAGUCCACAUCAGAUACUGAAAAAGUGCCCUCCAAAAGUUCCUCCAAAACCAAUUUUCAGACCUUUAUUCAUAAAUACUGGUGAAGCAGAUUUAAUAAGAAAAGAAGAAACGAAGCUCAGAGUGGCCCAUCCAUUUGAGGACAAAGCACUUGUGAAACUAAACAGCAAGAAUGAUAAACAAGAGGAAAGAGGCGGUAACCUGAAAGAGCAGUACAAUAGGGCCUCAGCAAAUGCCAGGAUCACAAGUGCUGCUCUUGCCACUCAAACAGUAACCAUGCAGAGCAGAACGACAAACAGAGACAGGGAGCGGCAAAUGACACAAGAAAAUAGAAGGCAACAUGAUGGAAGCGUUUUUAUGUCAAAGACCCCAGAAAUAACUCUCAAACCUUCCACUUUCAAAGAGAAAAAGAAGUCGUCUCUGAAGGUUUCUCUAUCUCCUGACUUAGAACGGUCCAAAGAAAUUUGUGAAUAUCCGUCAAUGGAAAAAUCAGCAGAAGAUGUGGAAGUGGAAGUUCCAGACAUGAAAGAAGAUGACAAAACAAAAUCUGUCAUACACAAAGUAAGGGAUGUGAGGAAAUUGGUUAAAAACCCAUACAACCUGUCUUUCAAAGGAUCAAAUUCAACCUGCGCUGCAGAAGAUGCACCUUUUCAAGAGAAAAGAGACCGGCCGCCACCAACUCCUCCAGCCUUGCACAUUGAAUGUAAAGCUAUCAGUUGGAAGGACAAGCAAACAAGCAGUAAAGCAACCCACUGGCAAGGUGAAACACAGCCUGUUGACAUAUCAAAAAUAUCUCAACCACGGCUGGCUGCAGAGACAAGCAGAGAUACUGACAUCACUGAAAUAACAUCCAAAGCCUCUUUGACAACAAUACUGCCUACGGACUCCCAGUGUACAACCUUUGGAGGAUUAAAUGAACCUGGCAAAACCACUGAAAGAUCUUCCCGUCACUGUGAUCAGAGUAGAAUGCAAGUAAUGCCACCUAGACCCACUAGUAAGGACAGAGAAGUUUCAGCCUUGAUGGUUCUCCAGGAUGGCACAUCCAAAACAAUUCAGAACACCUCUGACUCUCUGACGGUCACUGACUCCAAUCAAACAAAAGCUAUAAGCAGCAGCCAUUCUGUGUCCAUGCUACUGAAAGAAAAAGGAAUGCAGGCAGACAUUGGAGUGUGUGAUGUUAUCACUAAUGGUGUGACUGCUACAGCUAAACAUGUCAACAGGCUUGAAGUACCUUUACAGGCCUCUUUAUCGGAAGCUCAUGCGAGCACGGCCAAAAUGUGGCCUGGCAGUCUAACAGCACUUGACAACAGUUUUUCAGGGACAGUCCAUAGUCAAGAUCUUAGGACAAAGGAUAAAAGUGAGAGUUUCAAGCAAACAUUGACAGAAGAAUCCUCAGUGGAACAAAGAAAAGAACAAGAAAAGACAAAGAUAUCUGACACGACAACUUUGGCACAAAUUUCAACUAACCUGACAACAUCUGUGAAGCCAGAGGUGAGGCCUGUUUCAAGCAGUAUUAAAAAUAACACCAAGACAACAACUGCAUCGAAAGAAAUUGAGUUACCCAUACAAGUCAGGUCAAUUUCCUGUGAUAGGCUUAAGCCAUUUGUACCACCACCUAAAACAUUUAAACAGUCGUUUGCAGAAAUUAAGUCGAUGUCAUGUGAUGUACCUAAAGCAGAUAAACAAACUGCAUCUGUUAUUAAACAGCAAACCAAAUCAACUAUUGAACCUAAGAAAAAUGAAUUGCACCCAACACUGAACGAGGCCUCAUCAAACAAUACGAAAAAACUGGCUGUAUCAGCUGUAUCAAGCUACAAACCACCACCCAUCCCAGUGACAUCAACUCCAAGUUCCGUUCAGAAAUCCACAACAGCAACAUUUACCAGUGUGGAUCAACAGCAAUCUUCUGCUUUCUUCCAAGCCCCCACCUCUUCCCAGCAAAUGACAACAUCCUUUAGCCAAGACCAUUCAAUUUUACCAAGUUCCUUUGCUUACAACACUUCCAUUAAACCCACAGGUUCACAGGCCUAUAGCCACGCACAACCUGUGACAAGAGCAUCCAUUAACCGAUUUAACACAGAAGACCAUCGUUUCUAUGCUACGGAUGACCCUCCCAGCUAUGAUGAACGAGAGCGUUUCAGCCCGCUACGGGUGUCAGAUUUGCCUCCGCAAAGCCUAUGCAGGCUUCAUCCAAACAUUAUGCAAUCUGCAUGUUCCUGCACACAAACUUCCCACUUAAAUCAAGGUCAUCCCCACCACAAUCCACAAAUCCGGACACCACCAGUUUCACAGUCUCCAGGUCAAGUUCUCACCUGUCAAGGAGCUCCUCCACAAGCUCAGGUUCGUCCUCAUCAGUGCAGGCCGGAGGGCCUAAAUUACUUACCAGUCUCGACAAAUACCACAGCUCCCCAUGCCUCGGCUUUGAUUCAGCCUAUGCACCACCCGCGAGCCUGUCCUGUCCCAAACACACAACCUUAUGGUGAAGACCACCCACCCACAGGGCCGCAGAUGGACAGACGGAUGACUAACUGUCACUCGCCACAAGCAGUAGGUCAUGCACCUUAUCAUGAGUAUGCUAACAUGUCUACUCUGGAUCCCAGACCUCAGUUGUUCAGUCCCCAAGAAUUACCACCAUCCUUUGGUCACGAUUAUGGAAAUGACGGUCCAGGAGGAGCCAAUGUAUUGUAUCCAGAUAAUGCAAGUGGGAUUAGCUGUAGUCAAGCUCCUCGUCGGGUGCUUCUUGAUCCAGACACUGGUAAAUACUUCUAUGUCGAAGUACCAAUGCAGCCACUAAGAAAGAUGCUCUUUGAUCCAGAAUUGGGCCAGUAUGUGGAAGUUCUCAUACCACAACAGACAAUGUCACACUCUGGACUGUAUCAACCAGCUGCACCACCAUAUUCCUCUCUGCACCAUCCAGGGUUGUAUGCACCGCAGUACCUACCGUAUGCAGUGCCAUCUUACCCGACAAUCCCCAGCAGUACCCAGCAAGUACGCCAUCCAGAAGCACCUCCUGUCCCAACCACACUUCAUCAGACAUCCUUAAGAUACGGAAGUCCUGCAUCCCAGAUGCCAAAAACUGAACCAAAAGGCCACUCAUCGCUUGAUCAAAGCUAUCUGGAGAACAUGUAUUACAUUCCCACUGGGAUCAAUGCAAGCCCAAAUUCUGCUCCUUCGGACUGCUACCACAAGCCAUCCUCAAACUUGCCUCCUCCUGGGGGAAGAAGGGUAUAAAACAUCAGCAAACACAUGUGGCCUGUUUACAUUUUUAAUCCAUUUCAGUUUUUUUGGUUCAAGGGGGCUAUACGAAGUAAAGGGUUUCUAGUCAAAUUUCUAGUUGUAAUUGCUCAACUGAAAGACUUUUGCUGAAUUCAUGUCACUUUUAAUCAGCAUUUAUCAAAAAGUAUUGUGAAAGAAUAAAUGCUCAGAAUCAUCCCAGAAUAUAAUUAUUUGCUUAGAUUUGAUACAGUAUAUCAAAAAUGUCUUCAUUGAGCCCUCUUAAUAGCUACAAGUAUUUAUAAAUAUGUAUGUAUAAAGGGAUUUAUUUUGUUGCACCUAUCAUGUUGUGUUCACUUUUAAGUUCAGAAAUCCACAAGGCUCAUUCAAGUCUAACCGAGACUUCUCUCUUCUACUCAUGAGACAAAAAGUCACAGUUGGACUUGAACAACCCUCAUAUGACCUAAUAUGUUGUUGCUUCGUGGAAGGCCUUUGAUGUGCACUGGGAUGCGCAAGUCAAUAAAGGCUGCGCAUUUGUGUAGAUGAGAAGAAUAUGGAUGAACAAGAUCCACCAGUGUUCAUCAGCAUAAGGACUGCACAUGAUUUCUAUCAUCAGACAACUGUCAUGUAAUAUUUUUUACACACAGAUGCACCCAAUUAAAGGUAAUUGUGUACUAAA